UAGGAAUAUAGAAACCCCAUUCGAAAGAUGCCACCAUCCACAAACGCCCAAGAUGACAAGCCAGUGUUAGCUGAUGAGUUUAACAGGAAGGUUCGUCCAUGUAUAGAUGCCAUAGAUGACUUAAGACAGUAUGGCUUGGAGAAGGACGUUGCUCUUCCCGCAGUCGUGGUCAUAGGCGAUCAGAGCGUAGGGAAAAGCUCUGUCCUGGAGGCUAUGUCUGGGGUGCAAUUACCAAGAGGAACAGGAAUAGUGACCAGAUGCCCCCUUGAGCUAAGGAUGAAACAAUGUGACCCCGGUAAUUUUCACGCUAAGAUAUCAUAUGACAUACAGGGAGGACACCAGCCACUGGAAAAAACAAUCACUGACCCUUCAAAUAUUGAUUUUGAAAUUAGACAAGCUCAGAGAGCGUUGGUUGGAGACUCGGGGGGUGUAAGCGACAGACUGAUCCGUCUCGAAGUUCAGGCUGACUAUGUGCCCGACCUAACCCUGAUAGAUCUACCUGGCAUUGUCAGAUACUCAGAGGGUAGCGAUACUAUCGUUGAAGAGACUAAAAAUCUCAUCAAGACAUAUGUAUCUAGGCCAGAGACAAUCAUUCUAGUGGUGAUACCCUGUAAUGUUGAUAUAGACACGGUGGAGGCGUGUAAUCUUGCCAAGCAGGUUGACCCAAAUGGCGAUAGAACAAUUGGUGUUUUGACUCGACCUGACUUGAUAGAUCACGGGGUAGGACCAAUCAAAGAGGUGCUAGACAUCCUCGAGAACAAGAAAAUGAAGCUAAAGAAGGGUUUUUAUGUGGUUAAAUGUCGCAGUCAGAAACGAAUAGAAGAAGGCCAAAGUUUAGAACAAGCCCUUGCUGAAGAAGUUCAAUUCUUCCGUUCUGAUGAAAGAUUCAGGGUAAUCAAUCCAAGUCAAUGUGGAGUGAAACAGUUGUCAUCAAAACUGACCAAUGAGCUUUUCCUUCAUAUAAAGAAUUGUGUUCCCAUGCUCCUUGAAGACAUCAAUGCAAAACUCCUAGCUACAAACCAUGAAAUCGAAUUUCUUGGAGGGCUUGGUCUCCCUGAAGGUGCUAAUCUGAGGGUUAGAUACCUUAUACAGCUACUGGACGAGUAUUGCGACAAGGUUCACAGAGUGUCAAUAGGUGACUACAGACACCAUAACAAAAAGAUCCGGUUGUUUUCCAAAGUUAGAGAACUCACUGAUAAAUUCGCAACUGAUAUUGAAGAAAGGACCCCAACAGAUCAAGAUGCAUCAUUUCUGGAUAACAUCAAAACUGAAAUCCAAGCUCAAAGGGGUAACGAACUCCCCACUUUCACCAACACGUACCCAGUAUGCGAGCGUUUGAUCCUGGAGUAUAUAUCCCUAUAUAAACGACCAGCAAUGGAGUGCCUACUGUCAGUAAAUGGUGAAGUAGAGAUAAUUCUAAGGGAGCUGGCACAAGAUAUAUUCCGUGAUUUUCCAUUUUUAGAAUCGAAAGUAAAGGAAGUGACGGAUCGUCUCAGAAAUAAGGCUUACAAAGACUGCGAGAGAAAUGUAUACAGACAAUUUGACAUGGAGAAUAUUGUUUGGACACAAGACAGAAUUUUCAAAGAAGAAAUGUUCGAUGGUGGCAAGAAGGAUGCCUCGAGCAAAGUGCCACCAACGAGUAGUAGGGCAACUGAGGGGAAAGGGAGCAAGAGUGAAAAAGACCGGAUGAAAAGCAUCGAUGAUACUGAACUAAGUAGCGAGGCACAAAAAGUUGUGCUAGGAGUUCAGGCGUACAUGCAGAUUGCUAGUCGACGAAUCAUGGAUAUGAUCCCAUUGAACAUUAUGUUACAUUUCCUUCAUGGUCUUUCAAAUGAGACCAAAAAGGAGGUACUGGCGUUAUCAACUUGUCCAGAUGAUCUGGAUCAUUUACUUGAGGAAGACCAGAACGUGAAAGAAAAACGAGAGACACUGAAGCGUAAAAUUGAAAGACUUGAAUUCGCAGCAGCUGCAUUGGCCAAAAUUUAAAAGAACAAAAUAUAAUAGGGAAACUAUUUUAAAGGGUUGUUAAGGAAUAUUUCUGAUAUGAUCAGAGGACCUGGACAUAUAAAUCGAGAUUUCUGCAUAUAGAGCAGCUGAAAGGGUCGUUGCUUCUGGAAUAUUUGUGAAACAGUAAUACGUGUCUCGGUGAACAACGUCUGAAAUGAAGACCAAUUCAUUAAACAUAUACUCGUACAUACGGCUUCUCUGCAAAUGCCCCUUUUGAAGGGAACUCAUACAUAUAUGAAUAUUUUACCAUAUAAAUUAUUGUAGCAUUUUGUAUCUUUGUAUAUAUUGAUUGUAUGUAAUAGAAGCAAUUGUAUAGAGUGCUUAAUAUUGUAAAUAUGAUUUAUUCCACCGUGCCAUCAUCUUUUAAUCACCAUGACAUAUUUAUCACAAAAUGCAGUGUGAUGUUGUGUUUUUAGAGAUUUCUAGAAAGUAAAAUUAUACAAAUAUUUAAUUCGAUUGGAAUUUCAUCUUGUGAAAGUGU
Molecule: messenger RNA, 2488 nt
Organism: Owenia fusiformis
Lineage: Eukaryota; Metazoa; Annelida; Polychaeta; Sabellida; Oweniidae
Source: the annotation of a GenBank genome assembly